AUGUUGACUUCUGCGUUGCUUCUGCUUGCCUCGUUCGGCCUGGCCCAGUCAGCCAGUCUCGAAGACCUAUAUCUUGAAAAUGCGCCCUCUUCGCCGCGCCCCUAUGUGAUUCCGCAUUACGCGAACUCCCAUGCCGUCACUAUCGGCGAUCAGCUGUAUCGCUUUACGGUGACUGGCCCUUCUUCCGAUAAUGCGUUCACUUUGAUGAGCACCAAUGCGCCUUCCAGCUCGUCAUUGGGUGUAUUGCCCCAUAUUCACCAGAAGCAUUAUGAGAACUUCUUCAACUUCAAGGGUCGGUUCCAGCUUUGGGCCCAGAAGGGUGCUGCGGAGCAGCAGGCUCGUCUCUUGACGCAGGGUGACUAUGGAUCGGUUGUUCGGAACACCACCCACACAUUCCAGAUCUUGGAUCCCGACACCGAGAUGGUCGGCGUGAUUGUUCCGGGUGGCUUUGAGGACCUCUUCUAUGCCCUCGGAACCAACUAUACAUCAGGCACCGACACCCCUUAUGUUCCCGCCCACUCCAACAGCUCAUCGUCCCCGGACGCAAGCGUCAUCUCCUCUCUGCAAAAGUUCGACGUGUACGCCAAGCUUGGCUUCGAACCCCGUCGCGAUAUCGUCAACGGCACCGCUCCCGUCGACAACUCCGAAUGGCACACCGGUGACAAUGCGCUCGGUAACGCGGGCGAGCCUUACUUCGUCGCCAACGGCUACGGUCCCAAGUACUUGAGCUCCAAGUUUGGUUACCAGGUUGUCCAACCUCUGGUUACCCCCAAGCAGGCCCAAGACACCAACUACACUCUCUCGACUAUCUCCCUCAGUCGCCAGACUAAGGACAACGCCCCGGCAUACACCUUGGGUGGGGCUGCGGCCUUUGAGGUCAUUGAGGGUGUGCUUAUGAUCCAGAUUGGCGAUUACCCCGUCGCCACUCUGUAUGGGGGCGAUGUGGCGUUCAUCCCCGUCGGUGUCUCUUUUACUUACUAUACCGAGGUGGCUUUCACCAAGGUGUUGUAUGUCAGCAGUGGAAGCAACGGUGUGGAUUCGCAGUUGAUCAAGGGUGGAAAGCCUUGGAACUGGGUCACAUUCCCCAAAUAUUAG
Penicillium soppii is the source of this 1095-nucleotide messenger RNA. RefSeq lists its product as uncharacterized. The coding region runs from base 1 to 1095 and encodes 364 amino acids. The record is from RefSeq and is a predicted model, not a curated record. The transcript has 2 exons. NCBI's taxonomy places the organism in Eukaryota, Fungi, Ascomycota, Eurotiomycetes, Eurotiales, Aspergillaceae.